UCCUACUCGUUGGCUGUAAACAGCUGCCGUGGCUCUUCUCUCCAUUGAAUAACACUUGUCUCGUGUGUACAACAGUUGAGCUGUUCCAAGCUGUUGUUUUGAAGAACGUUUAAGUGCUGUUGUGGGAGCCAGACGGCGCCGACCACGUGACUACACCUCCUCCCUACUCGGCAAUGAUCGGCACGAAACAUUACGAUACAAUUUAACCCGAUUAUUCCGAACUUGCGUAUUGUAUCGUCGAAAGAUUUUUACGUACAAGCGCCACAGCUAUAUCCUCGCGAAUCGCCACACAAACUAGCCAUUUUGUAAUGGUAAAUUAGGGGAAAAUAAUGGGUUUUUGAUAAGGGUGCGUGGUUACCGCCGGGGGAGGUGCGCGUGGAUGGGCCGGGUGGCGCGGCCGGCGCUCCCUAGUGUGUUUACAUCAGUGAGUGAGGCAGCAUGAAUCCCACAAUUCUCUUCCUCGUCUCGGUAUUGAUAGUGACAACGCUUGGCACCGCUGACGGGUUCUCACAAAGAAUCAAGCGGGGCAAGGAAACCUGGGGAUAUGUGAGAGUGCGCGACAAGGCGCACAUGUUCUUCUGGCUGUACUACACCACCGCUGAUGUCGACUACAAGCUUCGGCCACUGGUUCUGUGGCUUCAGGGUGGCCCAGGUGCCUCUUCUACGGGCAUUGGCAAUUUCCUCGAGAUAGGCCCACAGGACGCGUCUCAGCAAAAUAGGACCAAUGCUUGGACGGAGCAGGUGAACGUACUCUUCGUUGAUAAUCCAGUAGGAACAGGCUACAGCUAUGUUGAAGACCCGAAGCUUCUGGCCACCAACAACACUGUUAUUGCUGAUGACCUUGUGUCCUUUAUGAAAGGAUUUUUCAUAAAAGUUCCAGAGUUUGAGAAUAUCCCACUCUACAUCUUUGCAGAAUCCUAUGGGGGAAAAAUGGCAGUGAAGUUUGCACAAUCACUCAACAAGGCAGUGCAACAGAAGAAGAUAAAAUGUCAGUUGGCUGGUGUAGCUUUGGGAGAUUCAUGGGUGUCCCCUGUUGAUGCUGUGCUCUCGUGGGGACCAUACCUCUAUGCCACGUCACUGAUCGACUCUGCAGGCUUGGCCAAGAUCAGUAAGAAGGCCAAGGAAGUAUCGGAUGCUGUUCAGGCUGGAAAGAUGGGUCAAGCCACAGAACUCUGGGGUCAGGCAGAAGAUUUGAUCGAGAAUGUAACAAACGGUGUCAAUUUCUACAACAUUCUCAAGCAGGCUCAUAAAGAUAAUUCUUCUAAUGCUGUUACAGUUCUUCCCUCAAAUGAGAUUGCUUCAAGAAUUCAUGAAUGCCUCUAUCAUCGCUAUGUGGGUCAGUUUUCUGCCGUAUUGGAUGCAUUAAUGAAUGGGCCUAUACGUGACAAACUGAAGGUUAUCCCACACAACGUGACUUGGGGUGGACAGAGCCAGCUCGUGUUCAGGGCCCUUGCUGCAGACUUCAUGAAUUCAGCUGUGAAAGAUGUGGAGCUUCUUUUGAAUACAUCGGCAAUAAAGGUCAUCGUCUACAAUGGUCAGCUAGACCUGAUUGUUAAUAUUUUAGGUGUACAGAAAUGGGUUGAAAAUCUGCAUUGGGUAGGCACCAAGCAGUGGGUGAAUGCUGCUAGAAUUCCCAUGGAAGAUGAGAGUGGUGGCACUGUUGCAUUUACAAAAUCAUUCAAGAACUUCACCUUUUACUGGAUUUUAAAUGCAGGACAUAUGAUUCCUAUUGAUGCGAGCGACGUGGCUCUAAGGAUGAUGAAAGCGGUUGUAGGCGUGAAGUAAAAUACUGGUAAUAUAAAAUGUGAAACAGAAGAGUGGCAAAGUAUUAAAUAAAGUUAAUGUUAGAAAGAUUUUAGUUAAACAAAAGAAAAAAACAAAAAAAAUGUAUAUUUUAGAUAUAUAGGUACAGUAUAGUGUGAAAAGUCAAGCAAUGGGGAGGAUACAUGAAGUAUUAUUGGUGCUACAGGAUGGCAUUGACUAUUGAAUGUUAGGACAGCAUAAAUAUUAAUGUUUGCUACUGUGAUAUAAUUUGUAUACUGUAAAUCAGCAAUGCCCCACCCCCCCCAACAAAUACUAAUAUGCCGAAGUUAUUACAUAUGAAUCUUUAUGAACUAUAUUAGUGGCCAAUUAUUUAUAUAAUGUAAUUACUGUAAUAAUAAAAAGUGAAUAAAA
Messenger RNA from Procambarus clarkii (red swamp crayfish), 2175 nucleotides. Its product is annotated as retinoid-inducible serine carboxypeptidase. NCBI's taxonomy places the organism in Eukaryota, Metazoa, Arthropoda, Malacostraca, Decapoda, Cambaridae. The record is from RefSeq and is a predicted model, not a curated record. Gene Ontology annotation, molecular function: serine-type carboxypeptidase activity. Gene Ontology annotation, biological process: proteolysis.